Messenger RNA from Alternaria ventricosa, 2685 nucleotides. RefSeq lists its product as uncharacterized. The record is from RefSeq and is a predicted model, not a curated record. The coding region runs from base 1 to 2685 and encodes 894 amino acids. Gene Ontology annotation, biological process: DNA repair. The transcript has a single exon. Lineage: Eukaryota; Fungi; Ascomycota; Dothideomycetes; Pleosporales; Pleosporaceae.
AUGAGCAAGCAGGUUUCUGCCUACGAUAACACACGGAGCUCUUUUCCGCUGGACGGACAAGGCCAAUGUGCUCAGCGUAUACUUGGACCCGUACCGGCAUCGAGCCAGGAUUUCACAACUCCAUCUGCCUCGCAAGAAACCGUCCUAAACCAGACACCCAUAUCGCAAUCAUGGGAACCGAAUACGCCGGAGGACAGUAUGCGCGACGCCCCAGGCUUCGUCAAUCACGCGCAAACACCACCUUCGAUGCUGUCGAAGGAGGCCGAUAGUCGCUUCGCAUACCUUACGCCCGAAUCAGCUAUCCACUAUGAUCCGAGUGUCGUACGUGGCAAGUCGGACAUUGAGCUUGGGAACGGCCAGGUGCCUGGACAAGACUCAUGUCUAGCCCAGCCCAUACCGCCUUUGGGCUUGACCUGCGAAAGGUGUGGCGCAGCUGAGCAUGGAGAGCAUGACUGUUCCGCGUCUAUUUCUUUCCCCGACAAUCGAGAUCGUGACGGACAAGUCGAGGCUUGGCUUCGAGCUGGCGAUUCCGCCGACCAGACAAAGCCGCCUUGUGCUGACCGUAUUGGGCCGAUGCCCAGUCUGUAUGCGGAAUCAGACGCAACAACAGAUUGCGACGGAUUUGUGGGUUCUCCCGUCGGCGAACUAUUCAACGUACCCGACAACAAACACCUCUCUGAUAUUACCGAGCGACUCAUUGCCCAGCAGAACAGAGGUUCGAACAAGCCAGAGCCGCACGGACAACCAGAAGUUUGGGCAGAUGGACGGCAAGAGAUCUGCGAGACGCUGCAUUACUAUCGCGCAUACCAAAGCGCCUGCUACUCAACUGGCGGUUUUGUGAGAGGCUUCAUGUUCGACAAGGUUGCCCAUACUCGCGACUAUAUGGAUACUAAUGUCGUCAUCUCACGAGCAGGUGGUGGCCUCGCGAAGGACAUUGACUCCGGUGAGAUGAAGUCAAAGAAGGACCAAGCUGAAGACUCAGCUGCACUAGGCUUGAGGAACUGCAUGCUUCACUACAACCCAGUCGUCAUCAUCACUGGAGUCGACAACCCCAACAUCCCAUCAAAGCCACCGCAUCAGUAUUGUGUUCUAGAUCAUUUCAAGCCCACCCAUAUCUGGGCUGAGAAGAGUGGUAAAAGCAAGAUUGUGCGAUACCGAUUUGAGAAACUGAACACUAAGAAAGAGUCCUGGUGGAAAGAGAAGGAUUCACAGGAAGUUGUAGAGCUUGGCUCGCUACCACCCCCAGUUGAGAAGAUAUGCGGAACCUGCAACGUAAAGUCUCAACAGAUAUACCUGAACGGGUGGAUGUGUCUACAGCCGACUUGCGCCGCCUUUUGGAAGACCCUUAUGCCAACACCAGGACCCGGAACGAGCACGUCAGCGCAAGAGCCAAAAGAAGCCUCUUUGGUAUACGACCCACGCUUUCUUAAGCAGAAGACUCCUUGGCACAAUGACGACCACGAUUGCCCUCUGGUCUCUAACGCUGCUGAGCUUUCAGGACACUCUAUUCCCGGUGAAAAUACAUCCGUCGCAUUUUGGUCUGGUAUUGUUUGCCCUGGUUGCGGACGCUGCACAUCUCGUCUGAACUGGACAAAUUGGGAGUGUUCCAAUGUAGCAUGCCAGUACACGAGGACGCCUCCGCACACGCUCAUCCCCGCGCUAUCGCUUCACGACCCGUUAUGGCCAGUCACUAGCAGCUACACGCUGUCUAGGGAUACAAUGACACCUCUUCUAGGACUGAGGGUAUCAUUUGAACAUGGAUAUCGCAUCAAUCGUUAUGAGUUACCCGGGGUCAAUGGCUUCAUCACACACAUGAUCGCCAACAAGACAGUGCUUGAGGAAGAAGGUGGACCAGAUGCCAUGUUCGAAGAGCUCCAACAGACGGACAUCGGACUGCAGCGACGCUCUAUGCCGAACGGUCAGCUCAAAGGACCAAACUACUGCCGCCAUUUCGCAGUCAACUAUGGCAUGCCAUAUAAGUUCAUCGCAGCGACAGCAUCUCGCUCCUUCGAUGGAGCCGCUCGUCCAAUAACCAGCACUCGCAGUCGUUUGAACUGGGCGGCCAAGUUGCUCUUGACACAAGAGACUGGGAAUAGCAUGGAAGAUGUCAAUCAGAAAUGGCAAGAGAAGGAGUUCAACGAAGUUCUAGCACUGGGAUACUUCGAAGAACAAAAGAUCAACUACCACGAUGACGGCGAAUUCGGCCUCGGUCCAACUAUUGCGACUCUGAGUUUGGGUGCGCCAGGCACUAUGCGGAUCCGCAUGAAAGCCCGUCACUACCACGGUAUAUCUUCUGUCGCUGGUCUUUACGAUGAUGUUGCGCCAAUUCCUGGAUGCGAACACUACGACGCUCGUCUCGCACUUCAACCUUCGCUCGAUGCGCUCAAGAUAUCAGACUCCAAGGCGUACAACGCGAGGAGGAAGCAGAUACCCAAGCAGUUGAAGCUCAACAACCGAGGCAAUGCGAGGGACGCGCUGACGAUGCAGCUCGGUCAUGGCGAUAUUGUCAUCAUGCACGGUGCGGAUGUACAGAAGUAUUAUGAGCACGCUGUUGAGCACUCAGGUAAGCUGCGGUUUGCGCUUACAUGUCGGUACAUCGAUCCCAAGUCGCUGAAGGCUGAGGAUCAGCCCCAGUAUGAGGUUGGACCGGACGAGGAGCGAUACGAUGGAUCAGGAUUGAUGUAA